Salvelinus namaycush (lake trout) is the source of this 1404-nucleotide messenger RNA. RefSeq names its product transforming growth factor, beta 1a (gene tgfb1a). Gene Ontology annotation, cellular component: extracellular region. The transcript has 6 exons. The record is from RefSeq and is a predicted model, not a curated record. Gene Ontology annotation, molecular function: type II transforming growth factor beta receptor binding; cytokine activity; type III transforming growth factor beta receptor binding. The coding region runs from base 137 to 1291 and encodes 384 amino acids. Gene Ontology annotation, biological process: BMP signaling pathway; transforming growth factor beta receptor signaling pathway; SMAD protein signal transduction. Lineage: Eukaryota; Metazoa; Chordata; Actinopteri; Salmoniformes; Salmonidae.
AGAGAGAGAGAGAGAGAGAGAGAGAGACAGAGAGAGACACAGAGAGAGCGAGAGAGAGAGACAGAGAGAGAGAGAGAGACAGAGACACAAAGAGAGCCCUGAAGAAGAAAGGUGUUGAGAAGCAGACAGACGGACCAUGAGACUGGUGUGUUUAGUCUUUACGUGCCUGAUGGCGCUGUGCUUGGCGGGCAGUGCGAGCAGCAUGUCCACCUGUAAGACUCUAGACCUGGAGCUGGUUAAGAAGAAACGCAUCGAGGCGAUCAGGGGACAGAUCCUCUCCAAGCUGAGGAUGCCCAAGGAGCCGGAGGAGGAGCAGACAGGAGCGGGGAAGGAGAUCCCUGUAGCGCUGCUCUCUCUCUACAACAGCACCGUGGAGCUCAGUGAGGAGCAGAAACUACAGCCGCAGCCCACCACAAACACACUGGAGGGAGAGGAGGAGUACUUCGCCAAGGAGGUCCACAAGUUCACCAUGAAGCAGGAUAAGAAUGUCACCAAGUACCAGAUGCUGUUUAACCUGAAUGAGAUGAGGUCCAGCAUUGGGGACUACCAUCUACUCUCCAGCGCUGAGCUCCGCCUGCUCAUCAAAAACCCAAACAUCCAAUCUGGCAGCGAGCAGCGCCUGGAGCUCUACAAGGGGCUGGGCGACAGUAGACGAUACCUGGGAUCACGCUUCGUCACCAACAAGUGGGGUGACCGCUGGCUGUCUUUCGACGUCACUGAAACCCUCAAGGAAUGGCUGAAGGGGACCGAGGAAGAGCAGGGCUUUGAGUUGAAGCUGUACUGUGAGUGUGGUAAACCCACGGAAUCGUUCCUCUUCAGUAUCUCUGGGUUGGACAGCGGGGUACGAGGUGACGUGGCUGGUCUAGCCAAGAACAUGAGGAAGCCUCAUAUCUUGACCAUGUCCAUCCCCCAGAACUCCAGCUCACAGCUCACCUCCUCACGUAAGAAACGGGCCACCGCUACAGACGACACCUGCACAGAUAAAACAGAGAACUGUUGCAUGAGGAAACUCUACAUCGACUUCAGGAAAGAUCUGGGCUGGAAGUGGAUCCACAAGCCAAAAGGUUACCAUGCCAACUACUGCAUGGGCUCAUGCACCUACAUCUGGAAUGCUGAAAACAAAUACUCUCAGAUCCUUGCCCUGUACAAGCACCACAACCCAGGUGCGUCGGCCCAGCCGUGCUGUGUACCCCAGGUCUUGGCCCCUCUGCCAAUCCUCUACUACGUAGGGAGACAACAUAAGGUGGAACAGUUGUCCAACAUGAUUGUGGAGAGCUGUAAGUGCAGCUAGAAGUCAUAGGUCAUAUCCCCUCUAUCUCCUCCCCUCUAUCUCCUCCCCUCUAUCUCCUCUAUCUCCUCCCCUCUAUCUCCUCCCAUCUAUCUCCUCUAUCUCCUCCCCUCUAU